This is a messenger RNA of Drosophila pseudoobscura, 2170 nucleotides long. It is a transcript of the gene RacGAP84C, whose product is annotated as Rac GTPase activating protein at 84C. Gene Ontology annotation, molecular function: GTPase activator activity. The coding region runs from base 206 to 1297 and encodes 363 amino acids. The record is from RefSeq and is a predicted model, not a curated record. The transcript is spliced from 4 exons. Lineage: Eukaryota; Metazoa; Arthropoda; Insecta; Diptera; Drosophilidae. Gene Ontology annotation, biological process: mitotic spindle midzone assembly; Rho protein signal transduction; mitotic cytokinesis. Gene Ontology annotation, cellular component: spindle midzone; cleavage furrow; nucleus.
AACAUAGGAGUGUAUUUCAGUAGGCUGACGGCGAAACGUCUAAAUAAACAAUUCGGAGCUAAUAGAUUCUGAGAAGCAUAACGAAACGAAAACCUUUCAGCCGCUGACUCAAAUCGGAGGUAAACGGCAACAACUGAAAAACAACAAACAGCUGGAUUCAGAACGUUUUCUUGGACUUUUUCAUUUGGUGCCCGAACGUCAAGCCAUGCAGAGCAGAGUGGGAUUGUUGAGGGAGUUUAGCUCCUACCAUGAUCUAACCGAACAUUUUCGCAUGUACAGAUCUCAAUCCAUUGAGACGCUGGACAAUGCAAUUGACAUGAAUCCGAGUACCGGCGAUGGACUGUCCAGAGAUGGCCUGGACGACUGCUAUACCACCUGCUCGCAGUCCCACUCCGGUCUACUGCGUGAGCACAAUUUCAAGGUGAAGUCCAAUUACUUCCACGUGGGCAACUGUGUUCACUGCGAGAAAAGGAUCGGCUUUGGAACGGCUUGCCUGCGUUGUCGGGCCUGUCCGCUGCGCUGCCACAUCGGCUGCUCUCGCCAGCUUACAGUCAACUGCAUCCCACAGCCGCAGAUGAGCAAUAAGCGUGGGAGCCUCAGUGAUUAUGCACCCACGGUGGCGCCCAUGGUGCCGGCUUUGAUAGUCCAUUGUGUGACGGAGAUCGAGGAGCGUGGGCUGCAGCAGGAGGGGCUCUAUCGACUGUCCUCGACGCGGGAGAAGUGCAAGCAAUUGCGGCAGAAGCUGCUGCGUGGCAAGUGGACACCGCAUCUUGGUAGCAAGGACACAAACACCCUGUGCUGCUGCAUCAAGGAGUUCCUUCGCCGUCUGGUGCAUCCCUUGAUACCCAUCUACCACAGGCGCGACUUUGAGAGGGCCACGAGCCACAGUAAUCCCGAGGAAGUGGAGGAGCAGGUCUAUCACGUAAUGCAUAUGCUGCAGCAGGCCCAUCGCGACACUCUCGCCUACCUCAUGCUGCACUGGAAGCGUGUGGCUGACAGUCCGAAUGUAAGGAUGUCUAUCAACAAUCUGGCCCUUAUAUUGGCCCCAACCCUGUUCGGUGAUCUCGACCUGACGGUCGAGAAUGUGACCACCUGGACCAAGGUGCUGAAGGAGCUGCUCCUGCUGCCGCAUGUCUUUUGGGUUCAGUUUCUGGAGGUGCAGCCUGCGCCUCAGUCCAGCGAUUACACGGACGAUGACCGGUAUACACAUAGACAAUGGGAUCACCAUCACAACAGGCGUUGGAGCAAUGUUAAAACCUAUUUUAGAUCUAUGGUGAAUCUCUCCACAAUCAGAUGAAUGAUUGAAUUUAAACUCGAAAAAAUUACACGUGAAAACAUCUGCUCAAAAUCAUUUUAAAUUACGUUAAAACUAUAAAUUUGAAAUUAAAUUACAAUUUUUUUUUUUAUGAUUUUGUUAUGAAGUUUUCCAAAUAAAAUAAGAACGCAGUUGGAAAUCAUUUUCGCCAGAUAUAAAUAAUAUAGCAUGGCCCAAAGCUUGCUGAAUGUUGAUUAAUUCCCCAACCUAAAGCGAGGGCAAAAAGCGAUGUAAAAAAUUAAUAAUUUCCAUUUGGCCAUACGAGUAUUUAUGUUUAUGUGAAGCGUAAACCAAAACACAAAGUAAAAUAUUAUGCCACCGAUGGGUGUAUGGAACGAAGCUAUACAGAAAGAAGUGAAGGCGCUAAGAAAAAAGUUAGUUUGGCGUUUUAAAAACAAUUUGCUGAGUGCUGGCAAAAAAUGCGGAAUGUCUGUAUGUGUGUGUGGCCAUUAAAUGCAAAAAACAAGCAAAGCAAAACAAAGCACUCGAAUGCGUUGGACGAGUGCAUAAAUAGACCCAUACGCACACUCAUACACACCACCACAACCAUUGAGGGGUAUAAAAUAAUGUAUAAUAAAAUCAAAAAUAAACCUAAAGCGAGACGGCGACAGAGUGCAAUGCGAUUCUGUUGCUAACCGCUAAAAAUGGGCUGCAGUUGCAGUUGCUCCAUCUGCCACGUUAACGUUAACCAAAUGCUAAUGCCACACACACGCACACACACUGAUGAUACCCAGUCAGGGGCAACUGCAACUGCAACGUGCACCAAUACCGUGGCAGAAAAGUGCAGCGCACAAAAAUAACAAAACAAAAAAAAGAGAAAAACAGAAAAAUAAAUAAGCAAAACAAAAAUAAAAA